Messenger RNA from Gigantopelta aegis, 1995 nucleotides. RefSeq lists its product as uncharacterized. Lineage: Eukaryota; Metazoa; Mollusca; Gastropoda; Neomphalida; Peltospiridae. The transcript has a single exon. The record is from RefSeq and is a predicted model, not a curated record.
UGCUAAAUCCUAUACACAACCAGGGACUUAGAUUUUGUCUUGGUGCCUUCAAAACAUCUCCUGUGGAGAGCUUGUAUACUAGCGGAAAAAAGUGGAGUACGGACAAUUGCUCACCGGACAAUUGCUCACCAAUAAAGUGAGAAAUAGGUCAAUUGCUCACCUUUAUUAUUAUUACUGUUUACUUUCCUUUUUCAUGAUCACCCUAAUGUCGUGGUCACCUUUGAUAUGUUUUCUUUUGUUAAUAAAACAUAUAAUUUCUAAAUUAUAGUGUUGUUUUUUAGUAAUUAGUGACUUUGUAGCCUUUUAUCACUACACUUAAUACAUGAAAGCUUUAAAAAAAAAAAGGAUUAGAAACAUCACAAAAAAUAGUAAAAUUGACAUGACUCACUCACAUAGGAGUACUUCUUCAAUUAUAGGUAUAUAUAGUUAUUGGGUUUCUGUUUUUAUUAGCAAUUAUGGAGAUUAUUAAGACAGAGAGAGGUCAUAGCAAGCUUUGUGUGGAAGGAUUUAUGUAUGUUAAGAAAAUAGCUAAGAAGGACUGGAUUCGGUGGCAAUGUGUGCAUCAACGGUCCUCUGGCUGUAAAGGCGCCGUUACCACUGAUGUUAAUGUGACUGAUGUACGUUUCCAUAAGAUCCAUGAUCAUGAUCCUGACGAGGCAGCUAUUGAGGUGGCCAAGGUGCGCUCAUCCCUGAGGGAGAAAGCCCUGACCAUCAAAGCAAGACCUGCUCAGAUUCUAGCUGCUGGUCUACAGAAAGCAUCCAACACUGCCCGUGCUAACCUUGGGAGAAUGGACACUUUGAAGAGAACCAUCUGCCGGCAGAAACGUGGAACUCUCCCUGCUGAGCCUGCAUCUCCGCGCGAUUUGGUGAUUGAUGGUGAAUGGACCAAUACUGGUGAUAAUGAUGAUGCCCAGCCCUUCCUCAUCCAUGACAAUAGAUCUGGUGCCAACAACCGUGUGACGGUGUUUGCUACGCAACAAGCACUUCAGUUACUGGCACGCUCUAGGACCUGGUAUAUGGAUGGGAACUUCAAGAUGGCACCAAACAUCUAGACCCAAGUUUAUGUGAUUCGUGUUGAACUCGGAACAUCAGCAGUGUCUUGUGUAUAUGCUUUGGUGUGUGUUAAACACCAGUCAGUCUAUGAGGAGCUGCUUCAAUGUGUACUGGACAAGUGUGGUGAAUAUGGUCUCUAUCCAGAUCCGGAAAUAGUGGUUACAGACUUUGAGAAGGCUGUUAUACAAGCUGUUUCAUCUGUCUUGGGGGAACACGUGAGGACACAGGGAUGUUUCUACCACUUGUGCCAGAGUACCUACAGAAAGAUACAGGACCUUGGACUAACAAAACUGUAUCAGACUGAAAGAGAUGUCAAGAUGUUUGCAGGGAUGAUAGAUGGUCUGGCAUUUCUACCUCUGAAUCAAGUGAUGGAUGGUAUGGCUUUCCUCCGUGACAACAUCCCUGAUAUUGAACUAUUUUGACCAGACCUAUGUCAGUGGGACAUUCCGACGAGUUCAGCGAGAAGGUGAAGCUGGGAUGCGUAUUCGUCAGAUAGCGCCCAUGUUUCCACCAGGUCUCUGGAACAUCCAUGUCACCACCCUUGCAGAUGGUUCCAGAACGAACAACAUCUGUGAAUCAUGGAACAUUGGAUUCCAGAGGCUGGUUGGCCAUCAGCACCCUUCUGUGUGGACAGCUAUCAACUGUCUACGCAAAGACCAGGCACUGGUCUCCACCCUCACCCUGCAACAUCAGCGAGAUGAACCACCUAGGAAGAGGGUGAAGAGGUCCACUCAGCAGAUGCAAAGCAGACUGCAGAAUUUGUGUCUGGAGUUUUCUGAUGGAAAUAGGAGACUGGGAGAUUUCCUUCAGAACAUCUCGCACAAUAUUCGAUUGUGCUGAACAUUUCUAUACUGAACUGAUGUGCUGAACUUGUUUAAAAUAUAGUUGUUUUAUAAUUAGUUUUGUUAUUUUAUUAAAAUGUGUUUAACUGACAUUUCUAUA